Messenger RNA from Cicer arietinum (chickpea), 2056 nucleotides. RefSeq lists its product as uncharacterized. NCBI's taxonomy places the organism in Eukaryota, Viridiplantae, Streptophyta, Magnoliopsida, Fabales, Fabaceae. The record is from RefSeq and is a predicted model, not a curated record.
UUUGGAUGUAUUUGAAAAAGGCGACUCAUGCGUGUCGAAUGUUUAUGUGGGGUACAACGCAGACGUGGCAUUGAAUCGCAAAUAACUAAUUUAUUUUUAAGGAGAUUGAGGGCAAAUUCAUCAAACUCUCUUCCUUGUUUGCUACUUCAGUUGCUACGCACACAUUCUCUUCGUUCUGCCUUCCCAUUCUCAUUUCUUCCUUUUAGUGAUUCAAUGGAAGCAGAAGUGCGCAUGAACACUCAGGAUAAAAUUUCUGGCUUUAUUUUCAUGUGCAAUAGAAUGACAAAACCAGAAUGCUAUCGAUACCGGGUUUUUGCGCUUCCUGCAGGGAGAAAGCAUGUCGUGGAGAGGAUCAAUCUCGGCACACAUCUUUUUUUGUUUGACACUGAUGUGAAGCUUCUGUAUGGCUUAUAUUCAGCAACCUCAACUGGGAUGCUAAAUAUAGAACCGUUAGCUUUUGGGGGCAGGUUCCCUGCUCAGGUGAGAUUCAAAAUCGAUAAAGAUGUCUUGCCCUUGCCCGAGGAUCACUUUAAACAUGCUAUAAAAGAUAAUUAUCAGAAACACUCUAACAAGUUUAAUCCUGAACUGAAUGUUAGACAGGUAAGAAAUCUAUUAGAAAUGUUUCGCCCAUUACAUGUAUUGUCAACUGCACGUACACAUCCUGUUUUGAACGACAUAUACUCUGCCUCGAUGCUGCCACAUCCACCAGCGAAUGGAGUUUUUAAUCAGACAUCAAGGGCAUCAUCUCAUUUUGAGGAUUCUAUUUUGUCUAGGAUGUCACCUAAUCAAGCUCCUGGGCUGUUGAACCAUAAACAUCGAAAUGGACUUGAGGAGCCUACUGGUUGGGCCGCCUAUCCUGUCAAAAAUUCGAUGCCAGUUGCUGCUCAGUCUGUGCCAUCCCAAGCUUCAGGAAAUCAGAUCCAUGCACUGGCAAAUACAUAUCCUCAAUACACACACAAGAAUAUCCUUACGGCGCAGCCUGAGUUUCAUUCAUCCUUAGUAAAUAAUGACGGUGGCUAUGCUCAGUCAAUGCAAGAUUCUCAGCAUGCACAGCUUAAUGUUUUACAUCAACAACCUGAAUUUCAUUCUUCCAUGAUGACUGUGGGUGGAAGUCAUACUCAAUCCCUGCAACAUUCUCAACAUCAACAUCUUAAUAAUGUCUUACAUCCACAGCCUGAAUAUCAUUCUUCCAUGAUGACUGUGGGUAGUAGCCAUAGUUAUGAUCAAUCGCUGCAACAUUCUCAACAUGUAAAUCUUAAUGUCUUACAUCCAACACCUGAAUUUCAUUCUUCAAUGAUGACGGGUGGCAGUUAUACUCAAUCACUGCAAGAUCCUCAACAGCUUCAUCAGAGUAUCCUAAACCCACCACCACGCGGUGUUAAUCCCCCAGCGGCGAAUGUGGGUAUCAGUCAUUCCCAAGUGCUGUGGGAUCCUCACUAUACUCACCAGAAUAACCAAAAUCCGCAACCUGACUCUUAUUCAAUCGCGGCAAAUGUGAGCAGCAAUUAUGCCCAAUCAUAUCCAGAUCCUCAACAAACAUGUCAGACAACUCAAAAUCUACAAGCUGCCUACGGUUCCAUGGUGAAUAUGAACUACGCCAAUGUUGUGGCGCAAUCACAUGCUUCAUCAUCAUUAUAUUAUCCAUAUGCUCCUCAACAAGUUACAUCUGGCGCAUAUGUUCCUCAACAAGUUAUAUCUAGCACAUAUUCUGAUCAAGGGUCUGGGCCCGUACAAGAGGUGAUACCCAGUGGCCAACAAACUGGAAUAGGAAGUGGGUACUAUCAGUGAUCUAUGCAGACAAAAUAAGAAUAUUUUGACACCAGAGAAUGUUGGCAGCCACCUGUAUUCAGAAAAUUCACAUUCUCUAUAUAUUGAAUCUUGGCCAUGCAAUUUGACGAGUUCCAUUUGCUGCCAUAUAUGUACAUAAACCUAUUGCUUAAUUACUGAUGUUUUUUUGCUAAGAAAUUUGCUGCUAGUUAGAGGAAACAUGUAUUCAGGAGAAGAUAAAAUUAAUAGUGGUCAUUUACUGUCAAUACAAAAUUGAUUUACAUUGAUA